Molecule: messenger RNA, 9638 nt
Organism: Notolabrus celidotus (New Zealand spotty)
Lineage: Eukaryota; Metazoa; Chordata; Actinopteri; Labriformes; Labridae
Gene: socs5b
Product: suppressor of cytokine signaling 5b
Exons: 2
Coding region: 546-2234 (562 amino acids)
Biological process (GO): intracellular signal transduction; phosphatidylinositol phosphate biosynthetic process
Cellular component (GO): phosphatidylinositol 3-kinase complex
Molecular function (GO): 1-phosphatidylinositol-3-kinase regulator activity
Source: RefSeq, a predicted model, not a curated record
CUUAUACAUACAGCAUCAUUUCACCUCUCCACGUUUCCAAGUAGCUGCCAGCGGAGCCUCAUCCGCUCAUUGGUGACACGAGCCGCUCGUCACGCGGAGCCAGCUGCGGGGCCUUCCCUAUCCGUGUGUUCUGUCGGAAAUGUCCCUCUGUUCCCGGUCCUCCAUUGGACUGAUCCGCUGUCAGUCGGCCUCCCUCCCGCUGAACCCCGUCCGCCUCUCCGGCUCUCCGUCUCCGUCAUACUGGCUGCGAGAAGCAGCAGCGAGCACGGCUGUGAAGAAGACCCCCACCAUGAAGAAGAACGGACAGUCGCUGCGCUUUAAACAUAUUCUAGUCUUUUAAAUAUCUUUCAUAGUAUUUAAGUAAUUAAUUUAAAAAGUAAUCGGGAUGAUACCAUCAAGUAUCCGCGUACCUUUAGUGCUUUCAUCCGACACCGUGGUCCGCCAGGGGGAUGUAUGCCUGACUUCUCUUAAUAGCCAUUUUCUGCAGACAAAGAGAGCUUGUGAAUAGAGCUUUCAAAGGCACACGCUCCCCGGGGCUCCUAUUGAUGAAGAAAGUGGGCAACAUGUGGAGCAACCUGAAGAGCAAAUGUCAGACUCUGUUUCACACCAGCAGCUCGGGACCCGGUGAGAGCAAGGCAGACGCCGAUGCCGUCCACUGCGUGCUCGAUCUCGGCCAAGGCGGCUCCGAUGAGGCUCAGACGUCGGAAGUCCCCAGCCCAUCCCGGAGCCUCCUGCCGGUUCCUAUGGUAACAGCAGGACGCCGCCAUCACAACUGUGUGUCGGAUAUCCCACAAAUAGUAGAGAUCACCAUCGACAAGGACACUGAGGAUGUGCGGGGAGGAUUAGGGGGUGUUCCUCUGGCACGUAGAGACUCUUAUUCCCGUCAUGCCCCAUGGGGGGGCAAGAAAAAACAUUCAUGUUCCACAAAAACCCAGAGUUCUCUGGAGGCGGACAGGCGGUCCGGGCGUUUACGGGGUAGUGGGAAUCGCAGGGACCGGCGUUAUGGGGUUGGCUCUAUCCAGGAAAUGAGCGACUCUAUUUCUGGGGGGCGGAGUCUGAACGCUCGCUCUCUGCGCCAGCGGCUGAGUGAUACUGUUGGGCUGUGUUUACCUCUCCCCCCUCGCAGACGCUCCCGCUCAGCCAAGAACCCGGUCACCUCCAAACGAAAGAUCCACCUGACAGAGCUGAUGUUGGAGACCUGCCCCUUCCCCCCAGGAUCAGACCUCGCACACAAGUGGCACCUGAUCAAGCAGCACACAGCGCCGGUAAGCCCGCAUUCCUCCACCGCCCUGCUCGAUGCCUUCGACCCCGCCCACCCUUCACCCGAGGACGAGGAGGAGCGUCUGCGUGAGCGCCGCAGACUCAGCAUCGAGGAAGGUGUGGACCCUCCACCCAACGCACAGAUCCACACCCUGGAGGCCUCAGUGCCGGGCUCCUCUCUCUACAAACUGGGACCAAAGAUGGCUCCUGGCAUGGGGGAGGCCUCUGGGGAGGUCCGGGCCUUGGGGUCCGGAAGCUCUGCAGGUGCUGGUUCAUCAGGGGCUUGUGGGUCCGUGUCGGGGGCUGCAGGGUCGGCCCAGGACUGUGACUCUGAGGAGGACUCAACCACGCUCUGUCUGCAGGCCAGGAGGCCCAAACAGAGGCACGCCUCAGGGGAAGGACAUCUGAGCCGACAGCAGCCUGGACCCUGGAAGGUCCACACCCAGAUAGACUACAUCCACUGCCUGGUGCCGGACCUGUGGCAGAUCACAGCUCUGCCCUGCUACUGGGGAGUGAUGGACCGCUACGAGGCUGAGGCGUUGCUGGACGGACGGCCGGAGGGCACCUUCCUGCUGCGUGACUCGGCCCAGGAGGUCUACCUCUUCUCCGUAAGCUUCCGCCGUUACAACCGCUCGCUGCACGCCCGCAUCGAGCAGUGGAACCACAACUUCAGCUUUGACGCCCACGACCCGUGUGUUUUCCACUCUUCCACCGUCACAGGACUGCUGGAGCACUACAAGGACCCCAGCGCCUGCAUGUUUUUUGAACCGCUGCUCACCGCACCGCUCAAUCGGACUUUUCCUUUCGGCCUGCAGCACCUGGCUCGGGCCGCUAUCUGCCGCUGGACCACUUACGAUGGUAUAGGCUCUCUGCCGCUGCCCCCUGCCCUGCAGGACUUCCUCAAGGAGUAUCACUAUAAACAGAAAGUACGAGUCCGCUGGCUGGAGAGGGAACCGCCACUCAAGGUCAAAUAGGGUGGGCUUCUCCUUGCCUGUACACACACUGCAGGAGGAUUACACAUCCAUAGGAGUGUACACAACCUCAUUUGAGCUGUAGAGACAUUACUCUCUUUCUGGUGGGGGAUGAGAUCUAAAUGUAACAAGCUAUACAAGAUUCAUUCUAAUCUUUGUUUUAGUUAUUACUCACAUCACAGAAAUACAUAUGAUUAUAUUCAGUAUAACGCUGUCUGGCAAGCACAUGUUUUUGUGUUGAACAGGUUGUUUUGACAGGGAGUGGAGGCACAAAUAUCCGAGCUUUGUGUCUUUUCUCUCCUGCUUUGUGCUAAAUGUCUGCCUGAUCCCACCACAUCAUCACCUGCCUGUUCACCUGCCUGCAUGCCUCCCUCUUCAUCCCAAACUGCUAUUUAGGCCCACACGGCUCCAUUGUACAGGUCACUUUGUGUUCCCCCUUUUUUUCUUUCCCCCUCCCCUGAGUUUGUCGAAGCACAGAGCGAAGCACCUUCACAGGAGGUGUGUGUGGGUUGAGAGGGCAUCUGGAGGUGCUGUCGGUGUAAUGCAGUCACAGCUCGUCCCAUGGAUAGAGCUACAUACUUUGCCAUCGCUCUGCACACAUGCAGCUGAGACGACAGAUUCAGAGAGAUCAGGACAUCAGGGAAAUGAAGUGCUUUCUAAGGGCUAUAGAUUAGUCUUUGAUCUUUGUUCCUCUUUAGCAGUAAUGUGACGGAUGAUCAAUCGGUUUACUGUGUUUUAUUUCAAGAGCAAGGCAAGCUUGUCAACUUUAUUCCCACUGUGGGGUGUGAACUUCAGACAGGGAGGGGACAGGACCCUGAUACUGCUAGCCAAGCAUUCUACAAAAAUGCAAACACAGAGUGAAAUCAAGAAAAACAUAAAAUGCAUUGGGCUUAAAUUUUUAGUGUUACACCUGCUUCCUUCAAUCUGCCUCUUUUAGGGUUAUCUGACACGCACAAAAGCUUCAAUGUUGGAACUCUAAGCCACGUAUUUGUCAAUCAGUAUGCAGAAUAUUUUCCGAACAUGAAGUCAAUUAGUAGUUCAGUCUAUUUAAUGUCAAAAGGUUGCAAAACAAAUAACUUUUUCCAACCAACAGUCCAAAACCCAAAGACUCUGUUCACUGUCAUCAGUGACAAAGGAAAAACAGAAAGUCCUCACGUUAUUAAAGAAACCGCAGAGAGAUUUUCAAUAUUUGUUUGUGAAACAGCUCAAACUCAAACAAUAACCCAAAAAGUUCUGAUAAUUUCCUCUUGAAUGUUUUAAAUGUUGCAGGUUUAUAGUUUUAUUCAACACAUUUUCCUCCUCCUUCCACUGAGGUCACCAAACAUUUCUUCCUGCUGUUCAGUAUUUUCUUCCUCCUCUAAUCAAUGAUUUAGAGGUUCUUAAUAGUAAGUUCUUGGAGAACAUAUCAUGUGACUCAAUCCUGGUCCUUUCCUAAUUUAAGACUUGAUUUAAACAAAAAUCAUACUCAUUCAUUUCAGAACAACCUAUCAGCUGUGGCGAAAAGGGACCUGACAUUCGAUUUACCUUGCAUUUGGCAGGUAAAGGUGCUAAUUUGACUCCCUGAGUCGCAAACAGGAAACCCUAACCCUCGUCUCUGAGACCUCACGACUGAAUUCUUUGAGCUCAGUUUUAACAAAGCCCAUUUUUAAAGAGGUAUUUUAAGCAUUGACUGCAGCUGACACUCACUUGAGUUAUGUAAUAUUACUAGUGUGCGUGCGUGCGUGCAUUUGCAUGUGCGUGUGCGCGUGCGUGCUUGCGUGUGCGUGCGUGCGUGCGUGUGUGUGUGUGUGUGUGUGUGUGUGUGUGUGGAAAUGAAAGACCCUGAGUCUCCUCACAUUUUGUCAGUUGAAUCCUCGCACUUUGUUUCAUUGUAACAGCAUCACAGGAUGCCAACUUCACCAACAAACUCUGAAAACAGGCCUGAAGCUCUCACUAAGUUGCAGCUUGGAGAAAGUGUAUCCAUAGUGCUGUAUUCCUCUCCAACACAAGCUGACACUGGGAACAAAUCCUGGAGGAACACUGGAUGUCCAUGCUUAAAAUCUGAGUUUCUUUUUUUGCCCGGCUACUGCUACUUACUAGAAUACAGCUCAAGUUUAUCCUACAUCUAAUCCUGUUAGAUGAUGUGUUUUAAAUUCAGGUGAUGUGAACUGAAAUUGUAAAAAAAAAGUAGUCUGGUGGAUGCUGUAUGAUUCCUUUGACAGCCCAACCUUGUGAAAAACUCUGACAAGCAUGCAUCUGACAGAUAAAACAUUUGACACAUGUUGCCCCCGAGGAAAACAACAAAUAUAAACCUUUAUAAAUUAUAAAUCCAACUUUGAUUCAACUGACAAAAAGUCCUGAACAGUCCAAUGGUGCAUUUAGGACACAAAUGUUCAGUUUUGAGCUCUUUGUGAAGAGAAAAUAAGUAAAACUCUGGUGCUUUAUAAGAAAAACAUUCAUCCUGUUUCAGUUUGUAAUCCUAAACUGAAGCAGACGGUGCUUUUAUCACUGUCAGUGAGACCGAAGCGACAAUGAGGGACGACCUCUUCCCUCCCUCACUCACUGACGGUACACAUCAAAGUUUCUGUUCCUAAUGAAAUGUUCUCGGUGCUAUCACAAAUUAGCAACAUUUCCAGGUGUCUUACAUACACCUGUUGUCUCUGGCCGCGCUACGGCCUGUGUGCUAGUGUUAGUGUCUUAUCUGGGCCUUUUCCAGCCCGUGUGUAAAAUAUGUCGGAGCAACAAAUCAACGUCAAGCCUUCGCCUGCGGUCUCCGGCCUGACAUACAAAUCCUAAUGAGAGCGCAUUAAGCUAACUCUGAACUUUAACAGACGUGGCCUAAAUAUUUUACAGUUGUGGAAGGAGAUUUUGCAGGAAAAAUAGCCACAAUAGUUAUUUAUAUUGAUACAUAUUGAUAUUUAUUACUUUAUAGAAUAUAAUAUUAAGCUACUAGGCUAGUAACUAAGAUCAGCCCAACAGAGGCUAGAAAACAACAACACAGAGUUCAACAUGUAAAGCAGUUUCACAUUGAAAAUCUGUUUCUUAAGUUCUCUGAGAGGAUUUUAUCAUGCAGCCUGAAUAUAAGAUCAUAAAAGGUCAAAAAGCUGUUUUUGUGGGACUAGCUCACUAACAUUAGCUUGAGUGCAUAGGCACAAUAUGCACUGUAAAUGCCAGAAACAGCCACAGACUUGAUCUCUACUUUAAUUUAUUUUCACCACAUCAUUCAAUGUACUGAUUUUCUUUGGAUUUGAAAAUUAUGCCCACAGAUAUAACACAAAUAUGCAGCAAAAAUGACCUACUGUUGUUUUAAAAAAUGAGUACUACAAUCUGUAAACAGUGCAGCAGAGUCGAGUGGUUACCUUUCCAACAUUUAGAGAAAAUAAAACUUUAAAGUUUACAGAUUUGAACCCUGCAGGUCAGGUGUGAAACUAAAACUUUAGAGCUGCGAGGUCUGAGAUCAUGACCACUACAGAGUUCACAGUAGUUCAUGUUUGUCCUCUCAGUGAGGAUGAAUCAUGGAGCAAACAACAGUGUGUCAUAACCAUCAGGAUGAAGCUCAAUUAUGUAUCAAAUUACAGUUUGUCAGACUGCUCCUCCUGCUCACCCUGUUAAUCACACAUCAGCGCCCUGAAGUUAAAACUUCCUAAGGCCUUACCAUGAGUAUAUUUAUCCGACAGGUAACAGGUGUUCCAAGAGAACUGGUGUAAGGGCUGAAGUGUUGUAUCUUCAUCUCUCUCCUGAAGCUUGAAUUUAAUGAACAUUUCCUGCAUUCAAAAGUCCAGAACAUUUCCUGCUCCCACAGAGCUUCCACACAGCUGGAGGAGUGAGCGACAGUCUGGGAAUAAAGUUGACAUUGGACUUGCCUGUUUGUGCACUUUUAUGUGUCAGGAUUUGAAGCAAAAUUCACAUCUAUUUAAAAACCUGCAAUCUUCACACUAUCCUGCUCAUCGUCACCUGUCACUUGUGUUCAGUGCCCCGCCUCUCACAGGCUAAUUCAACCAUGAUUGGAUACAUUUCCUGGGUACUGAAAGGACCUUUUUUUUUUCUUUUUUGUUAAUAUCUAACUGCUGCCACAUCCCAAACAUCAUGAGAGGAACUAAGGCCUGUCUGUCCAGCUCUGCUAGAGUGAUUUGAACAUCCUGGAGGAGGAGGAGAAGCAGGAGAAGCAGGAGGAGGAGGAGGAAGGAGGGUCACUGAGAGCUUACUGUUGCUUCAGCAGCGUGUUCACAGAGAGGGCGAGGGGUUUGUUGAAGUAAAAGCACUUUAAUUGUGUACUCGUGUUCUACGGUGCAGUGUGAGAGUAUCAGACGGUGUUUUCUGUUUUGGCGUUUUCUCUGCUGCAAAUCAGGUUUGAAAUGACCGCUGGAAGGAGUGACAACUUCAAGCUUUUAUUCACGUCUGACUGGUCUGACACAAAAAAGAGUUUUUGUGGCGAUGUUUCUUAGAGGUGUUACCGUCAUGACAUUUUGGCUCUACCCAUACUAACACAUUAGAGCUCUUCACAUGUAGUUUGCAUAGCAGGCUCUAGAACACUUAUAUUCUGCUCUUUUAGAGCCCUUUAAUUGAGGUUUCUGGAGGAGCUGCCAACCCUGUAUCAGUUUUAAAUUCUGGGGUUGGGUUUUAUUGAGUACAGGCUAGAAUAUGGUUUCACUGUUACUCAUCAUGCAGCUUUCUCAGGGUCUGAAAUUCAUCUUUAUUUUGCCAAACAGUUAAAUGUUCCUGCUGAUCGACAGUCUUGAUCCCCCUCUACGAAAUCAAUGCAGAGUGAUGUAAAGUCAAUCUGAAACAUCUUGAAAGUGUCACUGGACAGAAAACUGUUUCUAUGACUCACUUUUAAAGUGUGAAGGCUUUAACAAACUAUUUCCUUUAUGGAUUAAUCUGCACGUUAUUUGUUGAUCUGCUGUUAUUCUGAAAUUGUAAGAUCUAAAAAUGCUCAUCACAUACUUUGGAUUUAAUCCAUCUUUCCAGGUUAGUCGCAGAAACAGUCCUGAAUUGUCCCUGAAAUGACAGUGCAAAAAACUCGUCUGAGGGGACUUCUUUUCAAAUGCAUUAGUGGAGAUGUGGAGUCAUUCUGUUGUAGAGUCAUUUUUGUCCAAUAAGAUAAAAACAUCCUCCCGUAGACCCACGUCAGACUCAUUCUUUGUCGGUCACUACACUUGUUAGUUUUCUGUACAUCAGGUUGCUUAAGAAAAGCUUGAAUUCAUCCUGUUUAACAUCAAAUAUGAGCCUUGAUAAAAUGAUAGCUGACGGUUGUCCCUCCACUUCACUUUAGUCAUUUCCUGCUCUGCUGCUCUGAAAAGCCCCAACAUGCAUCUGUCUGAAUACCUCUGACAGCACUGUUUGUGUUUUAGCUCAUGGAGUGGGGAUAUGCGUGCAUGUUCAGAAGAAGUGAGCAGUCCUGAAACAUUUCACUGAUGGUUAUUCGGGCAUCGUGUCGGCAGGGCUGCAGACUCACUGCGUGUGUGCGUGACGUGUGUUAGUGUUUUUGGACAGAGCCACACAAAGGGAGGGGACGCAGAGUCCACUUGUGAGGGGUGAUGAUACUGACUCUUAUGAACGAUGCCUCUUUGCCCCUCCUGUCCCAACCCCCCUCACGUCUUUAUUCUCAGGCAGGCCGCGGUGUGAGGAGCGUCCUCUCAGCCCAGUUUUCCCCAUGGGAAAUAUCUGACGUUAAGCAUUGCACACGUUUGCCAUUUAACCUUUAGAUUUAGGAGGAAAAAAAAAACAUUGUAUGUAUGAUGAGUGAUGAUUUUAUUCUUCUGUCUGGAAAACACACACUUGUUGCUCUACCACACCACCUGACACCUGCAUUACCCUCCCCUCACCUUAAACCAGGGCGUGUGUUAUCAUGGACCACAUUCAGCCAGCACCACCCACCUCUCUGUGUUCCUCCCCCCACAAAGAGAAGCAAAGAUGGUGUUUACAUGUUUAUUCUGUGUUCUUAAAAAAACAGUGAAUUAAUCUAUUUGACAUUUUAUUGUCAUCAAUGUGACAUCAUGUAGCUGCACUAUGUGUUGGAAACCAUGGAGUCCAUUCUGGAUGAAAAGAGAGCCCCCCUCCCCAUCUCUGUACAACUCAUGGUUUCAGCUCUGAGGCUGGCUCAGGCUGCAGGAGUUUGAAAAUCUUAAUAGAUCACAAUAAUUAAAAAAAAAAAAACUGUCAUGCGCACAGACAGAAUCUACACUGAUCAAGUUUCCUCUAAUCUCAGAAAUAAUGCACUUGAAGAUUUGAGAAAUAUUCGAGCAUCGUUCCCUUCAGGGUAUCAUCAAAUUGAUGUGUACCAGUGGGAGAAAGAACUACCUCGCUUCAUCUCUUCAGAUCUCACCUGAUCUCUAAGGACGAUACUGUGACAGAUUAAUUCACUCUGGCUGAAUGAUGAUGUGCAGCUGGCAGAAAAUGUCUUUUUUUUUUUUACAAGGUGAGAUUGUGAGUUUUUCUGUCUUAGCCUCAGGGCUUCAGCCUGUUGGCUCCACCUCCCUCUCCCCUUCCGUCUCUUCCACAUUUUGAAUCUCAAAAUAUUUAAAUCAUCUAUACGAUCUCCGUAAAGGUAUGGAGUGUUUCUGCCUACAUUGCUGAGAGACACUGGGCAGCUCUACCUUCCCUCCUCCUCUGUCCGAUCUGAUCUCUGUCGUGAAGCUCAGAAAAUUCUAUCUCAAUUAUUCAGGUUAUAAAUCCUAAAAAUCCAACAUCAGAAUAUGGACUGAACAUAGUUACUGACCAACUAACCAAACUGUAUUCCUAGAGGGUUGAUCAGAUAGAAACUCCUGCAGUUUGAGCCCAAAGAGAACAAACAACAAAAUAUAUUUUAAACAUUUUAUUUCAUGUUCCCAUAUAUAUUUUAGAGAGCUGGGUUAUAUGCAAACAGAAAAAGAUGUAUGAAAGAAUUAUUAUUUUUCAUUCUCCCUAAUAUGCAAUGGAGUGUAGUGUAACAAUGGUCACUUUAAUGCUGUAUGUGCACAUUGGUUGCUGUGUGGAUGUGGCUGCAGAGGCAGCAGGACUUGACAAUGAUGGGAACUAAUGGUCGUCACUCUGCAGCACCGCCGUGUUCUCAUACCGCCUUAUUCGUUCUGAUCAAUCACAGGAGCCCUUUUGAGACCGCCGGGCCAAGCGAGCUGCUGUCAGACGAAUAUCGCUGUUCCAUUUUUCUUCUGCUUUUCCUUUUUCUUUUCUUUUUUUUCUUUUUUCUGCUGUCAGGUAGGACUUGGAGCGUGUAAAUGGCAUAAUCAUGUUCACAUGUCACCGUCUGUUUCUGUGUAUCUGCUUCACCAUUCAAAGAUAAAAAAAACCAGUGGUUUCCAGUAUAACCUGUUCAUUUUAAAGAGCCGUAUGAUGCGACACUUGUAGCUGUCACUCUUGGUGCUUGGCUUAUGCUUCAUUGUCUUAAUAUUCCAAAUAAAACUGUUAAGUGUAAUCCACACUGGCCCAGGA